AUGCUGACAAUUCACGACAAACCACAAAUUAUGAAUUGCUUAAAGUAUACCUAUGAUCAAGCGAGUGGUAAACUGCUCGUCUCUGACCGUGACCUUCGGGCUACGCCUUGCAUUUGUCCUCCAUGCUCGUGCUGGGCUGUUUCGUCGGCUGCCGCCAUUUCGGAUCGCCUUUGCAUUGCAACCAAUGGAUCCGUUAAGGUACAGAUAUCGGCCGACGACAUUAUGACAUGCUGCUUAGAUUGUGGUCGCGGAUGUCAUGGAGGCUGGCCGGUGUACGCUUUUGAUUACUUUUCAACAGAUGGUGCUGUCACGGGAGGUCGACUGUUGGCAGGACUGCUGCCGUCCUUACGAGAUUCCCUUGUGGAUGGCACAGGGGCGAGCCGUACUACGACUGCGAAGCCGCUUAUAAAGGAACAUCCGCCCGAGGCGGCUAUCCAGAGGGAAAUCAUGAAGAAUGGACCUGUCGUAGCAACAUACACCGUUUAUCAGGACUUCGUACAUUAUAAAAGAGGAAUUUAUAAG
Molecule: messenger RNA, 522 nt
Organism: Ostertagia ostertagi
Lineage: Eukaryota; Metazoa; Nematoda; Chromadorea; Rhabditida; Trichostrongylidae
Source: the annotation of a GenBank genome assembly